AUGUUGAGAAAUGGACGCCCAGAAGUUGAAGGUAAAGUUCUAAGAACAUUAGUAACAGAUUUUUAUUACAAUUUAUUGCAUCAAACCGCUAAAAACCAAGAAGAAAAGGCUAUUCUAGAAUCAUUCAACAAACACGAAACAGGUUCACGAAAACUAACAGACACCGAUUUCAAAGUUAAUGAUAGAACCAAAACAGACGAUGAAAUAAAUUUUAGCGAUCUACUGUUGGAAGACAAUGCGUUUAUAGAAGAAACUACAGAGAUGGGACCAAUAGAUGCUUCAGAGGUGGGAGCAAUAGGAGUUACAGAGAUAGAAGCAAUAGAAGCAACACCUACACCAUCCUCCAUGAAGGAAAAAAAUGAUAAUAACAAGCAAGACUUCACUAUUUUGCCCACUCAAGAUUUUAACGAACAUCCAAAAGAUGGAGUUGUGAAUAUGAGCGUGUUUUUAAUAACAGCAUUUUUUCAACCUGGCAGACAACCUCUUAACCACGCAGAUAAACUCACCGUCCCUGUAGCCACACCAAAACCAUUCAUCGAUAAUCAAGCUGAUAUAGAAGAACAGCAGCGCUCGGUUGCAGCCCAUCCUUUUUCCUACUACGAUAGAUCGCUGACCCUUCGUCGAGCUAUGGGUGGUAUGGACGACGGGUAUGCCGAUGAUGACCCCUUUUAUGGGGACAAUGAUAACCCCAACUUUCCUGGUACUCGUAAAGGAGGAGCUACGCCUAACUUAGGAAGCGAAGGACCACCUCCAGAUUACAAAGAACCUGACAUGCCGAGCAAGGGGCCAAAUAGUGAGGGACAGGCUACAGAUUACACAAUUGAUGAGGAACCAGUGCUAAGAAGUAGGCCAGGUGGUAGAAAUGGGCCUGGAGGACCACCCGGAUACGGAGGGCCUGGAGGGCGUCCCGGAUACGGUGGUCCUGGAGGCCCCCCACCUGGAUAUCGAGGGCCUGGAGGUCCCUCACAUGGAUAUAGAGGUCCUGGAGGGCCCCCACCUGAAUAUGGGGGUCCUGGUGGCCCUCCACCUGGAUAUGGAGGAUCUGGAGGGCCUCCACCUGGUUAUAGAGGGCCUGGAGGUCCCCCACAUGGAUAUAGAGGUCCUGGAGGGCCCCCACCAGAAUAUGGGGGUCCUGUCGGCCCUCCACCUGAAUAUGGAGGAUCUGGAGGGCCUCCACCUGGUUAUGGAGGACCUGGAGGACAUCCACCUGGAGGACUUGGAGGGCGCCCGCGUGGCUAUGGUGGGUCUGGCGGGGCCCCACCUGGAUAUGGCGGGCCUGGAGGUCCCCCACCCGGAUAUGGCCGGCCUGGAGGGCCCCCACCCGGAUAUGGCGGGUCUGGAGGCCCUCCACCUGGAUAUAGAGGGCCUGGAGGCCCCCCACCCGGAUAUGGAGGGCCCGGAGGCCCUCCACCUGGAUACGGCGGACCUGGUGCCCCACAAGGAUUUGGACCUGCAGGCCCAAGAUCACAAUCAUACAUGGGUGUAGGAGUUAGAGGUGGACCGUCUUCUCCAGACCUCCUACGCUCUGGACCUGAGGCACUAGAAUAUAGUAUCAAUACAGAGAUACCUCAAAUGCCGUCCCAAAUGCGACCAAGUGCGGUGGUAAGUAGACACAUUAUUGCAUGA
Messenger RNA from Arctia plantaginis, 1626 nucleotides. Lineage: Eukaryota; Metazoa; Arthropoda; Insecta; Lepidoptera; Erebidae. The record is from the annotation of a GenBank genome assembly.